AAAACCCGCGGCCCGUGACUCACUCCUCCCGUGCUGCACCGCGAAAGGAAAUGGCGGCGUGAGGGCCCAACACCUUACUCGGGCGUCCACUUUCUCGGCCUCUCAGCGUCUGCCCAGUGAUUCUUUUACCCUCUGGCCCGUGAUAUAUUUCCCCGAAGCCCCGAGGUACCCCUAAAACCCCGCCAUACUAGCCCCUGAAGCCCUGAAGCCCGCCCGUGGGAACCCAUAAGAGGUGACGGGCUCCACCCCACACAGCUGACUGCACUCUAUAAUGACGGGCCUCACCUAAUCGCCUUCAUAAUUAAGUGCUGCAGAGUCGUCCCAGAGCCGCCACGAUGUCCGGGGAGGCGCCAGAGAAGGGCAAUGAGGAUAGUAUUAAGGUGGUGGCCAGGUUCCGGCCCCUCAAUGACUCCGAGGAACGGGCGGGGUCAAAGUUCAUCGUUACAUUCCCACAAAGCAAAGAUGACCAGCUAGUCAGCAUUGGGGGGAAAGUGUAUCAUUUUGACAACAUCCUGAAACCAAAUGUUACGCAGGAGAAAGUUUAUAAUACAGCGGCCAAAGAUAUUGUCAAAGAUGUGCUCAAUGGCUACAAUGGAACCAUUUUUGCAUAUGGUCAGACCUCCUCAGGGAAGACCCACACUAUGGAGGGUGUCAUUGGCGACCCCAACCUUCAGGGCAUCAUCCCGCGCAUCAUCCAAGAUAUCUUCAACCACAUUUACAACAUGGAGGAAAACCUGGAGUUCCAUAUCAAGGUCUCCUACUUUGAGAUCUACAUGGACAAAAUCAGAGAUCUGUUGGAUGUGUCUAAGGUAAAUCUGGCUGUACACGAAGACAAGAAUCGAGUGCCGUUCGUUAAGGGUGCCACCGAGAGAUUUGUGUCCUCUCCUGAAGAAGUGCUUGAGGUCAUUGAGAUGGGCAAGAGCAACCGUCAUGUUGCCGUCACAAACAUGAAUGAACACAGCUCUAGAAGUCACAGUGUCUUUUUAAUUCAAGUUAAGCAAGAGAAUAUAGAGUCGCAAAAGAAACUAUUGGGUAAACUUUAUCUUGUUGACUUGGCUGGUAGUGAAAAGGUGAGUAAAACUGGUGCUGAGGGAGCUGUCCUGGAUGAGGCCAAGAACAUCAACAAGUCCCUCUCUGCCCUGGGUAAUGUCAUCUCCGCCCUUGCCGACAACACCAAAACCCACGUCCCCUACCGAGACUCCAAACUAACACGUAUCCUUCAGGAGUCCCUUGGAGGCAACGCACGAACUACUAUAGUCAUAUGCUGCUCCCCCGCAUCCUUCAACGAACCCGAGACUAAAUCUACUCUUGACUUUGGCAAGAGAGCCAAGACUGUGAAGAAUGUUGUGACUGUUAAUGAGGAGCUUACGGCUGAGGAGUGGAAGAGGCGCUAUGAAAGGGAAAAGGAGAAGGUGACAAAGCUGAAGGCCCAGCUGGAAAAGAUGGACAGGGAGCUGGGGCGGUGGCGAGCUGGAGAGUCUGUGAGCACGGAUGAGCAGGUGGCUGUUGACAUGGAGGCCUCAACCACCUCACAGCAGCUUAUCCAAGUGCUGGCAGCUCCCCUCCCAGUGGAUGGGGAUGCAGCUGAGUGGGCAAGGGAACGUGAGCGUCUCUACCAGAGUCUGGACGAGAAGGAUGAUGAGAUCAACCACCAAUCCCAGCUGGUGGAGAAGCUGAAGGAGCAGAUGCUGGAGCAGGAAGAGCUGAUUUCCUCCACUCGCCGCGAUUAUGAGAUGCUUCAGUCAGAAAUGACUCGGCUCACCAAUGAGAAUGAGAAGGCCAAGGAGGAGGUGAAGGAGGUGUUGCAGGCACUGGAGGAGCUGGCGGUGAACUAUGACCAGAAGACGGAGGAGGUGGAGCGCAAGGGCAAGGAGAACGAGACCAUGGCGGAGGAGCUUAGCCAGAAACAGGCCUCACUAAGUUCUGCCACAUCAGAACUUCAGACGGUUAAGGAGUCUCAGACUCACCAGAAGAAGCGGAUCAAUGAAAUGUUGGUGUCCCUCCUGAAGGAUCUCAAUGAAGUGGGCACCAUCAUUGGCACCUCCAACGAUGCCAUGAAGAACCUUGGUGAUGUGGAGGGUAAGGUGGAGGAAGAGUUCACAGUUGCCCGACUGUACAUCUCAAAGAUGCGCUCAGAGGUGAAGAACCUUGUUCAGCGAUGCACCACGUUGGAAACCAAACAAACAGACCUCAAUACCCACAUUGAUGAGCGGGAGAAGGAGCUGAACGAGGCGAAGCUGCUCCUGACCCAGCACGAGGCCAAGAUGAAGACCCUCACUCAGUCCAUGAAGGAGGGUGAUGCCAAGAAGAGGGCCCUGGAGGAGCAGGUGGACAGCCUAAAUGAGGAGGUGGCACGCUUCAAGGCUGUGUCAAGGGUGUCAGAGCAGGAUGGUCAUGUUAAGGACGCCCUUGAGAAGCAGAUCGAGGAACACAGGGAGCUGCACCAAAAACAGCUGGCAGCUUUGAGGGAUGAGAUCACAGCCAAGCAGCAACAGAUUGAAGAGCUCACAGAUGAGAACCAGAAGAGAGCUGUGACUGAGGAGCAGCUGAAAUGUGACCAUGAGAAGCUCAAGGCUGAGGUGGCUGAGAAGACUUCUAAGCUGAGUGAACUAACAACAGUCCAUGAGCGCAAGGAACAGGCCCGCCAAGACCUCAAGGGUCUGGAGGAGACGGUGGCCAAGGAGCUGCAAACCCUGCAUAACUUGCGCAAACUUUUCGUGCAGGACCUGCAGACCAGAGUGAAGAAGAAAAUGGGAAUCCUGGGCGUGGAGGAGCCAAAUGACAAGAGUCAACAGGGAGGCUGCAGGGGAAAGUCUGCAUCUGGAGAGGAGAGUGAUGAGUCUGGUGGAUCACUUGCACAGAAGCAGAAGAUUCAGUUUUUGGAGAACAACCUUGACCAGCUCACCAAGGUACACAAGCAGCUAGUGAGGGACAACGCAGAUCUGAGGUGUGAACUUCCGAAGCUGGAGAAGAGGCUCAGGGCCACCAUGGAGAGGGUCAAGGCCCUGGAAACUGCCCUGAAGGAAGCCAAAGAAGGGGCAAUGAAGGACCGUAAGAGGUACCAGCAGGAGGUGGACCGAAUCAAGGAGGCAGUGCGGCAGAAGAACCUCCAGCGCAGGGGAACCACGGCCCAAAUUGCCAAGCCCAUCCGAGCAGGACAUGCACCUCAGGCCAACCAUGCACCCAUCCGGGGCGGCAUGCAGCCCUACCAGCCGCCCGCCGUCCAGCGUCGCUCCAUGGGGGCUCGCAUGGACUCAUCUAGUUAAACUCUUUCAAGUUUUCCACGUUCCAGGGAAGAUCAUAUACAAUAUUGUAUUAAAAAGCUAUCCUGCAGCAUGUUACCAAAUGAGAGUACCACUUGAUUUCUGCACCCACAGAAGAAACUUGGUUAAGUAUAUUACUUGGUGAAGGCAGUUAUACGGUAAAGAGUGAGGGCAUGCAUAGCAAUCCAUUAAGAGCCUCCAGCUACCUUACUGCUAAAGGCUGUAAUUUGAGUUACAUAGAUAUGGUAAUGUUUUUUAAUUUUAUACCUGAUGUAGUGUCAAAUUUGAGAUUAGCAAGCCUUAUUUUUUCCUCAGUUCAGAACUUGAUAAAGCCUCACUCAAAAGACGUGAGGUUUGAAAUAUGUAUCCCUGAUUAAUGUAGUGUAAGAUUCUUCUCUUGUAAUAAUUGGUUUCAUGAUUCAUACUUUAAAAUUUUGGCUUCACACAAGUACAAAUUUAGGCCCUGUAACAGGAAAUUGCUUUUCAAUUAAAGCAUCACUUUUCUCACUCAAUAGACAAUAUGUCUCAUGGAGUCUUCACAUGACAGCUUUCACGCCUGUAGUUCAGCACAAAGUGAGGGACACGACCAGGACUGCUGUGCAUAGCAUUGGCUGAGUACAGAUACACAACAGUUAGAAGCGUUGGUGGCAGGCCUACCGGGCAAAACUUAGCCAAUUAUUGCCCAGUCAUUUAGAAACAUUAUGGAAAUAUUUCUUUCGGACCAAAGCAAAUUUCUGUUAAGUACUGUGGAAAGAAGAAAUUGACAAUAUAUGUAAGACAUUUGACAAUUUUGUUUAAAUGUAAUUUUGUUUAGUUUUUGUUUUCCUGUUUAGAUGUGAUAACGUGUCUCUUCAGUUCCGUGUCUGAGUCCAAGGUAGGUCUUGUUGUAUGAUAUCCGUGACAUGCGUCUGUACUAUACUGUAAAGUUUCAUAUCAACUAUUUUACUGGUGAUGUUUGGUGGAUUCUUUUACAUACACAGUUUUGGAAUAAAGUGUCUUAGAAGCAGCUGUUAGGAAAUGUAGGCAGGUCCCAGUCUUUCAGUGUCAGUCCUAUGAACUUACAAAGAUACUUUAUGUAUAGUUGAAUGUACAGCAGAAUUCCCUCCCAUGACCUUUUGAUAUGUUUGUGUUAGUAGAUUUUAUAUAUAUACUAUAUAUAUUAAAUACUGGUACUGUUUUUAUUUGUUUGUGUUCAUGUAUAUUUGUUGAUGAAAUCAUUUGUGGAAAUUUUGUUACCUGUUAAAACAUACUACACAAUACACCCCUAGAUUUCAAAAUAGCUGUUUCUAUUGCAUACGAUUCGGCAGUACAAAAGAAUGCGUGUGAUAGCAGCAUUGGUAACAGUUCAUGUGAGCAAAAGGCAUUUUUUAAAGCAAAUUUAAAUAUCAAGGUCACAUACUCUAUAAAGCAUUUGACUGAACAGAGGAUAAGUAGCUCAGAUCUGAUGAAUGUGAUGCUGUGCAGGUGUUUUACAAGUAACAUGGCAGGUGCAACUUUAUAACAGUGGUGUCGUGUCUCUGUGAGGCACGGACACAAUGAUCUGGGAAGUGGAAAACGGUCUACUAUGCCUCUUGCUGGCAGGUGAAAUAUUCCUCAGAGAUGAUAUAUUGUAUUUUAUGUUACAAUGAAAAAAUCAAUUAGGUUACAAUGUUCUCUCCAGGCAAAGUGUACUAUUUUCCUUGAAGUAGUUGGCUGUGGCACUAUCUCCCUGUUCCUCACUGUUAGACCGGCCGUCACUCCUACACUAGGUUGAGUGAGCUCUUUCAGCUUUAAAAUGAAUAGUUACAUAGUGCCCUUACUAUUCUUUCAUAUCACUCUUUAGUCAUAAUUUUGUUAAUCUGGUCUUUGAAAUCCAUUCCUGGUGGAGAUCACUUCAUAGUAUUUAAUUUGGCUUAUUUAUUUAUUAUGUUUUAUUGAUAAUAUUAAGAACAGGUACACCACUAUUUUGCUGUUGACUUUAGUUACUAGACGGGUGGCGUACAGACCAGACUGUCACACCUGCGGCAUAACAUUGCAAAAACACAGACACACGCUUCCCUCACAUGCCCUACCAUUCUGUAAUCCGAUGAGGGAGAAGUACUGCUACCCUUGUACUGAAGAAGAGUUGGGGUCCCAGUGUUAGGGUGGUCCCUUCACCAGCAAGGCCUUCACUUAAUGGUACACCAAGCACCACUCAACAUCUUGCACCGGUGAACUCCUUUGUGCUUACUGCAACAACACUCCCUUCAUAUGGUAGAUGUAAGAUGACAUGGUUGUGAUGAGCAUUGCUUACAGUUGGAUCACUUACUUGCUCUGUCACAUUCUUUUAAUUAAGAAUAUGGUAAGAGUCUUUCCAAUGGCAUGCUUGUCAUUAAUUAUUAAGUAAGAAAACUAAUUUACCGUCAUUCAGUGUAAAGAACUUACAGGGAUGGAUAUUGCAUAUUGUGACAAUGUUGGUGUGAUGAGAGAAGAUCCUGAUGCCCUCUUAUUGUGUUGACAUAUCCAGAUGUCCAAGGUUUUAUUUCAUAUCAAGAUGUCCAUCGUUAAAUGUAACAAAAGUAGUGUUUGUCAAGGCUUUUUUCCCCAUAGACACCAUACUGUAGAGACAUCUCACCCUGACCAAUAUAAGGAAGAAAGAAAAACCUCACUCAAAUUCUCCUCAAAGGGGAAAGUCCAGAAACCUUGUUAAGAUAUUUUACAUUUAUAAAGUCAACUGCACUAAGAUUGCUGCCUCAGCUUUACGUGCUUGUACGAUGGAAAGGUACCACAGUAAAACACUAAUUGAA
This is a messenger RNA of Eriocheir sinensis (Chinese mitten crab), 6028 nucleotides long. RefSeq names its product kinesin heavy chain-like. Bases 336 to 3266 code for a protein of 976 amino acids. The transcript is spliced from 20 exons. NCBI's taxonomy places the organism in Eukaryota, Metazoa, Arthropoda, Malacostraca, Decapoda, Varunidae. Gene Ontology annotation, biological process: microtubule-based movement. The record is from RefSeq and is a predicted model, not a curated record. Gene Ontology annotation, molecular function: microtubule motor activity; ATP binding; microtubule binding.